AUGUCGAUGGUACCAUACAUUGUCCGGGAGAUGCUGCGAGAUAUGGACCGCCCCACUCUCUAUGACCAACACUUUGGCCUAGGGCUCAGUCCUGCCAGCCUGAUGGACCACGGUCUGCUGACCACCCCACUGCACUGUGGAUACUUGCGACCUUGGCGAAUCCUCAACCAGGCAGACAGUGGCAUGUCGAACAUUGUCAAUGACAAGGAUAACUUCAAGGUGAGCCUAGACGUGCAGCAGUUCAAGCCGGAAGAGCUGACAGUGAAGGUGGUGGACAACCACGUGGUGGUGGAAGGCAAGCAUGAAGAGCGUAGUGAUGAGCACGGGUUCAUCUCUCGCCAGUUCACACGUCGCUACCACCUCCCAGAAGACUGUGACUUGCAGGCUCUGCAGUCCUCUCUGUCCUCAGAUGGAGUCUUGCAGCUGACAGCACCCAAGAAAGCCAUAGAAGACAAAGGUGCCCGAGCCAUUCCCAUCACUCAGACCAACGCACCUGCGGUCAAGGCAGCUCCUGAGGCGAAACAGCAAGAGGAGAAAACUAAAUCAGCCUAAUCAAACUCAAAAUUAUUUUUCCAAAGAGGGAACCAAUUUUCAAACUUUCUAGGAAAACACUAAGAAUUAAGACUGAUAGUAGACUUGUAGUUAUUUCAUCUGUUCAUUUUUACCAUUGUGUAUAAAAAUCUGUGUGAAUGUUUUACUGUGUUUGUUAAUUUUAAAGUUAAUUACUGUGUUUGUUAAUUUAUAAAGUUAAUUGUAACAGUAUUUUGCUUCAGACUGAACCUAUUGUUAUCUUUGUUAUACAUCAUAUUAUGAUGUAAUAAACCGGUAUUUCAAAACA
Molecule: messenger RNA, 838 nt
Organism: Homalodisca vitripennis (glassy-winged sharpshooter)
Lineage: Eukaryota; Metazoa; Arthropoda; Insecta; Hemiptera; Cicadellidae
Product: alpha-crystallin A chain-like
Exons: 2
Coding region: 1-552 (183 amino acids)
Biological process (GO): response to heat; protein refolding
Molecular function (GO): protein folding chaperone
Source: RefSeq, a predicted model, not a curated record